AGGAAAACCAAAAUGGCGGCAAAACAACAGCUUCUAAGAUCUCGCAUUUCUCGCUAAACUACUCGCUGGCUUUGAAUAUUUGAAAAUGCGUCUUAAAAAACCCAAAAGACCAACAACUCCUCCGUCAGAUGAUGAAGGAGAUGGCAAUUUUGUGGCAGACCCAGACCAAAUUUUCGACGAUCUACCUCAGCCUUUUCGACUUGUUGACAAGACUGUGAGGAAGAUUUUUGACCAUGCCUGGGAAAUUAUUGAGAGUAUCGAAGACCGGAAGGCUUUAAGACGCUCCAAAGCUGUUUUACCGUUGUUUGACCUUGCAAAACAGUUGUCAGACUUCAGCAGGACCUCAUGUAUUUGCACUGUAGCAGAUAGGAGUUAUUUGUUCUUAAGCUGUGGAAGUGGACUUACAGUUGUGGACGGCUUGUUAGGAACGACUGUAGCUUGUCUUGAAGAGCCAGGAAGUGAUAUCUCACAGAUAUCAGCUUGUUGUUUUCAGGAAGGAUAUUAUCUCAUUUCUACUCUGGACAGCGUUGGUAUGUAUCACAAGGCUGUGCUCUAAUAAGAAAAAUUAAAGGGAUCCCAUGCAAUGCUCUGAACCUGUAAAAUCUAGGGUGCCAAGCAGGUGAUUUGUACGAAAUUAGUUAAUGGUUAUUGGAUGAGGUUGAGCAAAAUAUUGUGGUUUGUCAGUGGUGAGCAGAUCAAUCAUUCGGCUUCGGGAAAUAAUUGAUCUGCGAGACACUGACAAAUCAUGAUAUUUUGCAAUAACUAAGUUCAAUAAUGUUGUUUUAUCCUUCAGUCACCGAGUUUGUUUUUUGAUAAAUAUUUUCGCGAAGCUGCCAUUUCCAUGCAAGAGUGAUCACAAGAAGAAGAAAAGUGCGGUUUCAUUUACACAGUUGGACGACAUUGCGCAUGAGCAGACCAUUAUUUGUAGGCACUUAAUUGCAGGUCACGUGGUGGGAUCUCAGCCAAUGAGAAGGAAGAAAAAUUUGCGUCAAAUGAUAAUAAGAUUUUCUAGUCACCCAAGAGCAAAAGUUAGGCACAAGGGGCCACUGGGCUCUGCUAGUGCCAGUCCUGGUAUCAUGUAUAGUAAUACUUCAUACUGCCUGACUUGGGAUAGCCUAAGAAAGCAGCUGACAUUUUGUGAUGCCAUUGCUGGUUUCCUCUGAAAGGACAUCUAAGCAACAAAUUCAAAAAUUCCUCACCGAUGAUGUGUCACUUCCUAGAUUUGGGUAGUGCUUUUGAUUGGUUGAUGCAAACUUCCCUUGUGGUAUGGCCAAUAAGAAGCACUACCCAGAUCUGGGUAUUGAGAUUAUCAUCAGUAUGGAAAUUCUGCACUAAUUCUCUAGAUAUCAUAUUGCAGAGAAAACCAGUGGUGACAUCUCUAAAAUAAUGCUGGCUGUUUUCCCAGGGUAGACAUUGGAUUUUCAAUAAUCUCUCUAGAAGGGGGCAAGGGGUUAAAAAAUCUGGAUGAAAUCAGAUCUAGUAUUAUUCACAAUAUACAGGACUUCCAAACACUCAUCUCAUCUGCAAGUGUGACACAAAUCAAACGGUGUUGUGCAAAGAAGAAUGAAGGCACUGGACUAGUUCCCAUCCAUUCCAGGUUUUGUCAACUAGAAGAUUGACCACUCACCUUUGUUUCCUUCAGAGUAUGAAAAGUAUGAAAGGGCCCCAUACCUGAAGUUUUAAAUAUGCCGCUCUUGGUCAGAGUUCUUAUGUUCCAAAAUAAUGGAUAAAUAUGAGUACAAUGUAACCCCUACCUCCUAAAAAGUCUGUAGAAACUAACAGAGCAGUCUUUGCUUUCUGGCAUCAUUUAUUUUGUAGUAGCCUGUCUCAGGCUCCAAGAAAGUAAAGUGUGGAGAUCACUGAUGCGCUGCCACUGUCCCCUUUUCCUGAUCAUGUGCAUUCUAUUUUUCCUUGACCUUGUUUUUGCAAUGUCCGCACUAUUUGAGAGCCUGGAACAGGCUACAUUUGUAGAUAGAGUUGACCACAAUAAUAAUUAUAUUUGCACCAACUGGUUACAUUUUUUGAGUAUGCCUUGGUUUCAUUUUCUCCUUUAUGGUUAAAACUAAUUUUAUUUUCCUUUGCUUUCGGCUUUGACAUCAUAUUACUGUUUAACAAAAGAGAAACGAAGAGAAAUAAAAUUUAAACCAAGGUUAAAAUGCACAAUCCUGCUGUUUGCAUAUUUUUUUCUUACGUUUAGGAUGUGCUAAGUUAUUUUGCUUUUCUGGUGAUAAAGUUGUGCUUGUAAGAGUCUUCAAUGAACAGGUGAGAUUUGUGCAUGCGUAUUUUAUAUUGCUUAAGUCUUCUAAAAAUUACAGGCAAAAACAAAGCUUGUAGUAUGAAGGCAAUGUUAUGUUUAAAAGUUUUGAUUACACUUUCGGCUUUUAUUAAUUUUAGUCUUUAAUCCUUUAAGCCCUAAGAUCCACAUGUAAAUUCUCCAGACUGAUCUUCAUACUGUCUUUCAAGAAUAGUUGAGAGAAUUUGGUUUAAGAUCAAAGUAUUCUCCCUUUGGUAAUCAAUUUAGUAAUUCUCAUAACCUUUACUCUUGAUGAUCUGCUGAUGUUGUUAGGAGAAAAUUGAUGUUGGUCACCCUUGGGACCUAAAUGGUUAAAACCCUCAAAGGGGAUGCGUUCAUCUUGAGUAAAAUGGCUUUACCCAAAUAUUCAGAACAACGGUUUAGGCAGCUUGCAAAGAAAGUCAUGUCUGAUAGCCUGGGGCUAGUGGAUUUUGCUAUUGGGCUAGUGGUUUUUGUUCUUAUCUUGCUCAACAGGCAAGUGCUGUUUUAUGGGGAAAUGCAAAUUACAGAAGGAUUGUAAUCAAUCCUGCUCAUCAAAAAGGGUUUUGGGUCUAGUUGAAAUGACUUGUGGGCUAGUACAUGCUAGCUACGGCUUGCCCAAAUGGCAGGCUGUAAAACUGACUUUCUUUUCACCCUGUUAGGGUUGUCUUAUCCUGUGUGCUAAAAAGGUUUGUGGUAGCAAAAAGUGAUAAAUUAACAUCAUCAUCACUUCGAAAUAUAGCUCCCUACAGAUUAUACUGUGUUGAUGCAGACAUAUUUCUACCCAUACGUUUUUUUCUAAUGAAGCUGUCAUAUAUAAGCCUUUAUUCAUUCAUUUACAAUUAGGCCACUCAGAUUAUUUUAAAUUUGGGUAAGUGUUAAAUAAGUAUAAUUCUAGGGCUGAAUUUUGCAAGUCUAGUUACAUUUAGCUCUAUUCAUAGGUAAAUAUUUAUGCAGGGCAUAAAAAUAUGUGCUGUCAGGUUACUUACCCUGAAUUGCCUUUUAUGCUGAUUAUUCUUCAGUUGAUUAUUCAAGGGAUUAGCAGUAGCUUAAGUAAAUUUCCACGUAAAUUAAGUCAUUAACAGCUAUCUUCAACUGUAGGAGGGUUCAAGCAAACAGUCUCAAGCAACUUUUGUCCAGAUAAGUGAAGAUGGUGGAUAUAUUGGGGUUGGAUGGGAAGGUACUGCUACUCUCUUUGCUUUGUAAAUUGAAAAGUUAAAGGUAAAGGUUCACUAUUAGCCUUAUUGCCCAUAUUGCUGGAGCUUAUACAGCUGUAUCCUGGUUUCUGUAGUAUAAAGUACCAAGGGGAGUUACUACUGCCCACUGGAUGGGAUACCAGAACCCUGCAGGGUACCCCUCAGUAGUUUGUUGCCUGUAUUUCAUUUAUGCACCUGGGUGAAGAGAGACAUAGUGAAGACAAUUAGUUGAGACACUUUGCCCUUAAGGGCUUUUCUGAUGUUCUACUGACUUCAAAAGGGGAAAAUAUAGCUGUCCCUCCCCCAUCCUCCCCAUGCAAUGUUGUGCUGCUGUUUGAGCUACCUGCAGGUAGAAAACAACAAACACCCCAACUUUGAAUGGAGGGAAGGGGGAGGGGUGUGGACUCUUUUGUUAAGUUAUCCUAUUUGAGCACAAUGUCUCAACAAUUUUGUCACUGAUUGUUGUCUAAGGAGACAAUGUGAUUGGAAGGCUUGAGCCGGGACCCUCAGAUCCUCAGUCAAACAUAGCAACCUUUGGUAACUGUGUCUUUAUUGGAAAUCUUGGCAUAUGUGCCAGUCAAUUUCAACUUAGAUCUCACUCAUUUUUUUGCAGUCCCCUUAAAAGAAAGUUGGUUGGAAAUAUACAAAGUUCCUAAAGAUACCUGGAUUAAAGAAAUGGAAGCAGCGUUAACAUCCUUUUCUUCUUCCAGGAAACCAACAAUGGAAUCUGCAGCUCUAGUGAGUUAAAUUGAGUUACUAUUGAUUUUAUCAUGAUAGAUUUCUUUGUCUGUUGAUAAAAGGGGAGUAAAAGACCUCAGGAAUUGCUACUUUAAAUUACCAUAAGUUAGAAUGCCAAACAUAUUACAUAUAUUUUUCAUUUGUUCAUUCAAUUUUUUUUACUACAAUAACUAAUUUACAGGAAGCUCAUCUGGAGGACUCAGUUAACACAGAUCAGCUGCAGAAACCCUUAGAAACCCAAGCCACAGCUGAUGCAACUGUAAGUUCGUGAUCAACACAGAAAAAAAACUUUAAAUCAAACAGAAAGUGCCUUAAAAGGGGUAUAGAACUAUAAGUUUCUUACUAGACUAUAGUACAGGCAUAGAAUUAAAACUUGCAAAAGUUGUUCAAUCCAUGACCAAUCCAUCCCAUCUGUAGUGACAGACAACCGGAAACUAUUUCAAUCCCUAAGUAUGGUCUUAUCUAACACAACUGGACCAAUUCAAUUGCAAUUCAACAGAUGCAAAGAUUAGUAUUAGCCCUUUUUUUUAAAAAAAAGAUACCAACUAGCAUGACAUGUCAUGUAGCCCCUUGAAGUCCUGACCUUUGGAUUUGCAUUGUUCUUUGUUUUAAAAGUCUCCACCAGGAUCAAGGCCAAGCUCUGCACAAGGGGGGCAAACACAACCUGACCAAUCAGCAGUAUCUUUUACAAAGCCUACGACAGUCCUGCGGGUGCGGCCUCCAGCUCCAGUUGGGCCUUGUGCAGCGACCAACUGCUCGGCUGCACUGAAAGCUGUUGAUGCUGAGUGCAGUGUGAUUGGUAGUGGUGCUACUCACGUGCUGAUGUCACAAUUCUUUGAGAGCUAUGAUAAAGCAUUCCAAGUGCUUCAUGCAGAACAACUGCAAUAUCUCAACAGGGGUGAAGAGGAUUCAACAAGGUGACUUUUAUAACAUAGCUAGAAAAUUCCCCUAAUCAAAUUUAAUAGCGCGAGCGUGCCUCAUAUUCCUAUUGAGCACGCUGAUGACGUCAAUAAACUAUUCGUAAUUCCUCAAGUUGUUGUGAGCUUAGCAAUCCUGAGUCUCCUGAGUGCAUCCAUAACUCGGCAGUACACGAUAAAGCGUUUACCAUGUGUUUUAUGAGGAAAUUUAAGUGAAAACGUUUGAAUUUGUUAACCGAUAGUAAGAAAAAGUUGCGGCUGCGCCUCGUGCAACUCUUACGCCUCUUUCGUGCUCUCCAAACUUCCCGCGUGCUCAAUAUCUCGACAUACGCACAGCUGCAGCAUGAACUAAUUGUUAAUUAGUCCUUUAUAAUAGAAAGCUUAAACAAUGGCAACGACUACAGUGGCGAAAACUCCUUUUAAAAGGACUGUAUCUAAAUUUUUUUAAAGCAGUAGAAAAUCGUUGUCUUGUGUUCACGUCCUCAACAAAGCGUGAAAUUAGGCAGGUUCACCUCGUGGUUGUGCAAUGACGGCAAACAAAUGUACGAAAAAGUGUGCUACACGUGCAAAGUUGUUGUUUUGCUAAUCUAAAACUUCUGCCUUUUUGCCGUUCUUGUUCCUGCCAACGUCGUUGCCUGACCUCCCCAAUUAUCUUUUUCCUGCUCGACACUUUCCACUGUUUUGUACAUCUUGUAUGAAGAUGGAAUAAACUACAGUCGAACCUCCAUGUGCGACCACCUGUCGUGAGCGACCACCUCCCUUAAGCGACCACCUAUCCAAAACACCAUUUUCCUACUCAAAGCCUUAUCAUAAUUCUGUCAUAAGCGAGUGCAACCACAUUUAGUCCCGACAAUUUUAUAGUUUUCAAUUGUUUUUGACCUCUUGUAAUUGUCCACUUGAGGCAUGGUGUGGUCGCUUUGUUUGCUGUUUGUACAUUGUACCACACCACUCAGAGCAUGCAAAGAACUUCAGUGACUACAUGGAACCACAAGUAUACAUAAUUUACAAAAUGCAUCAAUGAUUCUCUGACAAAUGUGCCGGGGUCUUUUCUGGAGAUUGAUUAUGGUAAGCGACCACUAAAUCUUCGUAUUAUGGGUGGUCGCUUGCGGGUGGUUCUACUGUACCAGAUGCCCCAAGCUCUUUGUUUGUCAUUUCAGAUGUAGAAAACCAGAUAAAUCAUCUUAACUAAUAAUCUGAAUAUCUAUCAGUGAUAGAUAGAUAGAAAGUCUUGGGUUUCUAUUGAGUUGUCCAUCCACGCACAUCUGCGUAGCAGGCGCUUGGAGGUAAUGGGCGCAAGAAAGAACGGGGCGCGAGAGGGAGACAUGCGAGGAGAGAGGGAGCUCCCUCUUUCCUCGAGUGUCUCCCUUGCGCGUCCCGUUCACAGGCUACAACCACGCCUCCUCUUUUUCAAUCCAUUCAACUUCUUCAAUGUUUUCCCUUUUAUUUGUGAUUAAGUCUUUUUUUUUCAAAUUCUGAAGUACAACGUUCCUUUCCUGCCACAGUUUUCCAAGAAUACACUUCUUAACACCUGGACGGUUAUUUCCAUCUGGAGGAGAAUCUGCAGCAAGUAAGUUUAACUACUAUUUCAUUUAUCAUUAGGAAAAAUCAGUCAAAAAAAUUGUGACGCCAUGUUUACCAAUGUCCUUGUUUAACUCCAAAAUAUUUGAAACAAUUCCUGAUUAUAAGAUUCUGAUCAGAAGAGAUCUUAUGUUGAGACAUAAACAUACUGUGUUAUACACUUAAUUUAUUUAUACAGGGGCACCCAACGGCAAUUUUCGGGACAAUAUCUGUUCGGAAGACGAUUUGAGAUCUAGAAUUUUCGGAGCAUUUGUUGUAAAAUUUCUUGCUUGCCUGCCUCUCCUAGGAUUUUCGAACAUCUACAAAAUGGUAUAAUUACCCAUUUUUAACGGAUUUUGACCCCAAAAAAGGCCACCUAGAAUUUUCGGGAGCCUUUUCCUGGCUGAAAUUUUCGAGAAGGUAAGUUUUUAUCCCUAUAAUUUUCGGAUCACUAGACUUUCAGCUAGGAAAUCCUAACAGAUGAAAAGUUUUUAGGGGAUAAAAAUAUGCCUAUAUCUACUGUUUGAAUACUAAAAUACGUUCAACAAUGCUAUGUUAAGUGUUUUUGAACUAUAUCCUCGUUGGGUGCCCCUGUUUAUAUACUCAAUAUACUUUUUGUUUUGUUUUUUCUUUCCUGUUUGUUUCUUGUAGCAUUUUCUUUCUCCUUCUUCGCCUUCCCCCGCCUCGAUUAGAUUUUUCUAUUUGCCGGGGAACAUUUCCUAGUAACCAUGAGCGAGGUUUGUGAUACAUCAAUCACUGACAUCCACAGUGGUACAAAUAGUUCGACUCAGUAAAUCGACACUAUCGCCUGAUGAAGACCGGCAGGGUGCGGUCGAAACGUCGCGAUCAAUCGUGGGACAAAAGAUAAACUAAACCCUUUAUACACAUUAUCCACGAUGAUUAUUAUCUUUCAUGACAAAGUUGUUGUUUUUGUUGUUGUUGUUGCACUGUUCUACAUGUCAUUUGUUCCAGCAGCCUGCUACGUUGUACAUUUGUACGGUGGAAGUAAUCUGUUAUUUAUAAGAUUAUCUCAUAGCGAAUUGUGUCGAAAAAAUAUAUUCAAAGUUAGGUUGUUGUUAAGUCAGGUUUGUUAGACAUUUAUACGUGCUGUAUUAAGAAUUAAAUUUCAAGAAUUAUUGUUCCCGGUAGCAAAGUUGAGUGGCUUGGUUGCUACAGUGUAGCUUGAAGAAAAUGGUUUUCUUUGUAGAUAAAGUGAACGCAUUAUCAGUAUGGUGGUCUGGAGGAACUCAGCUAUUUAUUUACUCACUUGUGAAGACAGCUAAAGGUGCAAAUUUAAUUUAAUAAAUUACACUGCAGAGCCUUCUCCUUCUUAUGAAAAAAAAAGAAGAAAAAGCAGUAAAAAUGCUCAAAUACACGUAGUUUGUAAAUCAUACGCGUUUAUCUCUUAAUUUGCGAGCAUUUUUCGAUUUCUCCUGAAACGGACGCAGAACGCAGUUUUCCAUUUCCGAAAUUCAAACUGGAGAAGUGUUUACAUUAGUUUAAACAGUACCCAGGUUCGGGGAUAUCAAACUGGGAGCGCUGGACCGAGAAAAAACUACUUAGCCAUCUUCGGUUUAGUUUUGCCCUAUGAGUUAUUUAUUGAGACGAGAUGACAGAAAGAUGACACGUCGAAACUUGUGCUACCCAAACAGGGUCCCCUAUCUUGAAGCUGAAAACUAGCCCAAACCGAAUCGAAUCCAGGCAAAGUUUUUGGGAGAGAAGAGCUCUAUUCAAACAUAGCGCUGCUCUUACUCUCCUUAUUAUAAUCUUACUUACAUAUGUCAUAAGUACGGGAAUGAUUUGCUGUCUAAGCACAACAAAAUACAAAUACGACCUUAACCAACGAGCAUAUUGACGUCCCGGACGUCAAAAAUGGCCCCGGGAAGUUGAUCUUUUCUCCCUUCUAGUGCUCGGAUUCGGCAACUUCGUUCCAAAGUAAGGAGUUAAACCAAAGGUAUUCAGACUCGUUUUGUCAGGUACAGGCGUUCCAGCAGGCGAAACAUCAAACUUCCGUUUGCAAGUCCGGGACGUCAAGGGACUCGUUGCUUAAGUUCCCCAAAAUAAAACAGUUGACGGACUUGUCACAGUCUAAGAACAUUGACAUUUAACAGAGAUUAGCUAGAAAUCCUUGAUUCCUCUAUUUCUUCAGAUCUUGAGCACAAGCCAGACAUUUUGUGGCCUAAUUCAGAACAGAUUCACGUCAGUGUCGUAAGUGAAUGCGGUUCUUAUAUGGCCUUGGGGCUCAAGAAUGGAAUUGUCGUUGUGUGGAAUGUUUACAGAGGUGAGAACUUUGCUCUUAAGUUUACUUCGUUAGAGAGGUUUACGGUCAUCUCUCCUCCAAACCAUCUCGCCACCAAGAAGUCUACUCGCCACUACAUGGUGGAGACUUCGUUGGUGGCGAGAUGAUUUAGUGAGAACUAAAACGGGCCAGUUAAGGUCGAUACACAUGAGGGGUUUGCUCCCGGAGCGUGCUCCAGGCUCAUUUUGCACGUGUCAGUGCACACGAGGGAGCGUUUUCAAGUUCGCUCAAUUUGCCUCGGGAACUUGCUCCUAAAUAUUUAACCGGUUAAAUAUCGUGGAGCAUUUUGCAGGGUGUAAAUUCUGCUCCCGAAGAUGAAGUAUACCCAUGAAGUCGUUGGUACACACGGAGAAGCUUUGCUCCCGGAGCGUGCCCCUGGAGCAUGCUCCUGGAGCAAAAUCCUUCGUGUGUAUCGGCCUUUACACAAAAUGCCACUUUGUGCAUCGUGCUAUUCGUAUUAAAUAGUAAAACUGAGGACAUUUGCCCACAAACCUACUCUUAGUCAGUAUUAAAGGAAAAGGCUGUUCCUCCAGCUUUUUCUCUCUUUUGUUUUCAUUCGAUAAUUACUUGUACUGGUCGUUUGACGUGUGUCAAUGCGGAGCGCGAGCGUUUGCGGAGUAGGGGUGGGUGGGGUGGACCUCGUUUGAAAAGCUGUGUGACCCCAACAGAACUGCACUGCAAAUUCCAAAGAUCUGUUAUACCUCCAGAGUACUCAAGUACGGAUUCAGACUCUCGUGGAGCAAUUUCAGUUCAUUCUGGUCUAAAACAGACUUAUUUUGCUUUUUGAGCUCGCUUUGGAGUCAUUUCAAUCCUUCACAUGUGUCCAUAUCAUCCCUUGAAAUGGAAUCUCUUUUGCGCAUUAAUUUAGACGGCAAAAUUAUGACAGCAUUAUAUUACCUAACCGAGCCGAAAUUUAGAGCAAAAGCAGAUCUUAUGAACUCACAGUGACCCUUGUGUAGCCUUUCUCCGCCCGCUUUUAUCCCAUCUUGCUCAGUAAUAGCCCGCUAACGCUAAACAGGCGAUUUUUAUGUCCUCUUAGACUGCAAAAUAGACGGUUUUGUUUUCUCAAAAUCGGUUUUUAGGCGCGAAGCGAGUGUGCGUCACACGCAGGGCUUGUGGGGCGAAAGAAUCUCUCCCCAGUCUUGCACUCCAUUUUCACCCUCGUAUCAGGACUUUUGUUUGACCACUCGCUUGUUCUUGACCUACACGCAAAAAUACAGGCUGCUUAGCAGUCUACUGUCGUCUUGACAUUUUCGUCUCUUGUUUCAGGAACUCUGUUGCGAGUAUGCCCUGUCACGGAUAAAGGCAGUAUUCUUGCUCUGUGUUUCCUACCGAGUGGCGUGGUCCCUGUUUUGUCAGAAGAUGAAGUUUCCUUGACUUUAUCAGCUUCAUCUCUUGCGAACUUGGUCGUGAGUUGUGACGAUGGAACGUUUUGCCUUUUGCAGUGCGGAGUUGCUCACUCGCCUUCUCCGAAACCUCUGGUCGAUAAGUAAGUGAAAACAAAACUAUACACAAAAUCAUUGGGGAAUUAAGGAAAGGGAAAGGUGCUUAACAGAUAUGGCGCGCUUUCCAGUCAGCCUUAAAUCCGGAAAUUUCGGUUAGAAAUCAAAAGGAACGGACCAUUUUGGCUCUGUCUGAUCGGAAUAUUUGGGACCACCUCUGAAGGCGGUCCAUUAUAACCGGUCCUACUGGUUUCAUUUGUGAGUAUAGAACAAGGGACUUCCCUGUUUUGUUGAUCCAUCCAUUCUCAACAAUCACAGGUAGAUGGCUUUAUAAUGAUAUGAUGAAUGAGUCGGCAGAUGAUUUUUGUUUUAAUUUGGCUUUUGUAUUUCACGCGAGUCAAACGCCAGCGUUCGAUGACCUAGGUCAGGUCUGUAAAACCGGAAUAUACCGUUCCAUUAGGCACGUGGAGUUUCCGAAAUUUCAAACCAUAAAUACCGAGAAAGAGGUAAGACAUACUUUUCGCGCGGAAAGGAGUUUAAAAGCCAAUCAGAGGCGCGUUGCUUUUUCACACAAGCGAGUGGAUUUUACGCCAAAAUUCCCCGCUUUUUUGAAUUUAUAAGCCGUUAGGUUAUUUUCAAAGAAAGGAAAAGAAAUUUCACCCGUGAAAAAAUGAUGAACAGUUCAUAAAAUGGUAUGGCACAGAACAAAUUAAAAAUUUAAAUGUUCAUUAAGGGAAUAAACAGCCUUUUCAGCUACAACAUAAAGGAAAAGUCGAAGAAAGGCGGGGGAGACGUAUUAAGUUCGCGGCCGUGCGUAAUUGAGACUUUUAAUCUGAAGUGAAGGCAAAAAGGCAGUAUUUAAAUGUUUUCAUUUAUUAUGAUAAUAAAUGUAAACUUCAUUCAGUUUGAUUAGCAGUCACUUGAUUCCCCAUUACAGGCAUCGCUUAGAUGUGCAAGAACGCACUUUUUAACGACUAUUUGUCGGAUUGAUUUUCUCGCUUGCCAGUCAACUCACCAGGCAUUUAUAAGUGAGAUACGAUAUAAAAUUAUGAAUAAGAAAACGACGGCAAGGGACUCUAAAAAGGGGUUCUUGAAAGCGUGCAAAAACAGUCGUGUCCAGUAGCCCGGGGCUAGUGGAUUGUGAUUUUUGUUCUUAACUUGCCCGACGGGUAAGUUCUGUUUUUGGGGAAAAUUCAAAUUACAGAAGGAUUGUAAUCAAUCCUGCUAAUCAAAAAGAGUUUUGUGGCUACUUGAAAGACUUGUGGGAUAGUAGGUGCUAGCUACAGCUUGCCCCAAUGGCAUGCUGUAAAACUGACUCUCUUUGCACCCUGCAUUAAUCUCAAUAAUGCAGUGCAGGUCGUCCAGGUUUCGUCUCAUGCAGGGUAAUCAAUGACAAUUCCACGCUGUUGAUUCGGGAUUGUACACUUUGGGUUCGGGAUUCCUUGUCAGUGAAACUUGGAUUCCGGAUGCCAAUCGUAAGUGGGAUUUUGGAUUACAAAGCCCAGGAUUCUGGAUUUCACGAGCAAAAAUUUCUCGGAUCCCGGAAUCCGGAUGACCUUACACGGCGCGACAGGUGGUAGGAUAAGGAUAGCGCUGGACUUUGGUUCUGCCCAGAAGAAAUGGUCGUAUUAAAAGGGCGGAUUAGGGUUUCACUGUAUCUAUUCUUUUCUUCAGGUCAGCUUUAGACGCAGAGAUAAUCAUAAGUGUUACAACAAUGCCUCAAACACCACAAGUGGUAUGUGAUGUAAAGUUUUCUGCCUUGUUAACGAUUUGUAAAUAAAUAAUUUAUCUGAAAGAGUAGUCAAGUGUAUAUUUACACUUGACUUAUCAACUUUUUUGUUCUUCCGGUUUUCUAAGUUGAUCCGCGCAAAUAAACACCCAGCGGAGAUGAUUAUCUCCACCGUUAAUCUGCCACUUUUUACCGUGACGGACGUGCUACUAAGCCCUCGUCCAAACGUAACGAGAUUUUUUCUCCCUUCUCAAAAAGUGCGCAUCCACAUGUAAUGUAUUCAAAUCGUUUUUUGCCCAUUCACCAUUUUUACGUAGACCACAAUGCACCUUGUUUACCCCCCCCCCCCCCCCCUCCCCAAAAAAACUUUGCAUAACAAUUGUCUUGGAUUUCUCUUGGGACUACUGUUAUACCCUGGAGAAAUUAAAAACAAUGGUUAUGCAGAAUUCUGUGGGGUAACAAUGUGAAUUAUGGUCUAUGUGAAAGUAGUGAAUCCACAUGAAAACGCUAAAAGGACAUUAGCGUCCCUAGCAGAGCAUGCUCUGUAUGAUGUAUCACAUCGUAGUAGUCAAAAACCUCUGUUUUAGUCCGUCCACACGAAAACGUCAAUCAGCCGUUUUCAAAAAUUUCCACUCCGGCCACCUUUUUCAAAACCUACGUUUUUGGUGCCCGAAACCUCCGUUUCAGGAGUCGACGGAAGGCUAAAACGGAGAAAAAAAUUCCGUUUUUAUCCUGAUACGUAUGGACGGGGGUUAAUAUUAGCGUUCAUUCUAUGUUAGAUUGUCGCUGUCAAGAAGAGCGGUGGCGUUACCUUAUAUGAUGUUGUCAGUGGUACGGCCAUUUGUCACGUGAAACUACCUGAUGCUUUCUGCCUCUCGCCCCAGCUUCCCUGCAUCUGUGCUGACGGUAAAAUCCUGGUUUUGAUUGGUGCCCAACUAGACGACGAAAAUGAAGAUUCUUUGGACAAAGAGGUGAGAUGAUUAUCAAACGAAUAUGUAGGUUUGGGAAAGCUUAAUGACAAAUUUCCCGUCAAAAAGGUGUGUGGACUCAUUAGGUGAGCGCCCAAGCGCUUUGUAAAGUUAAUGUUAAUGAUUUCAAAUUCUUGUUGUGAUGUAAGGAAAUGAAUAAGGAAUGCAUUGACUGUUAUUUAACAUUUAACCUUUGUUGCUUAUUCGCUGUCCGAUUAUAAAUUCUUAUGCUUUGACUUGAUAAACUAGAAAUAUAAAGUGGUCGCUGCAAAUUCAAACUAAAAUGCAAUAAAAUACAGCUCAAAGUCGAUAACUUCGACUGCUGAAUUUUUUUUAUUAGUGCCAACUUACACCCGCCUGCUUUGAAAGAGAAUUGUUUUCUAUACUAUGAUUGACGCCAGUAACGAUUUAAUGGGCAUAUGGUUCAUCGCUCAUUGUUUAAUGUCUUGCCGAUACCAUCUGGUAAUAAAUGCAUUUGAAGAAAAGAAAGGAAAUAAAUUUAUAUUUACUUUGCUCAAUAGUUUUCAGAAGUGAUCAGAAUGUAGACUGCGAGCAGUCUCUCUUUUUCCUCAGAUUUAGUAAGGGGAGUGCACGCGCGGCGAGCGUUGAGCGGCGAAGCCGCGAGACGCGAGACGCGAGACGCGAGAAAAGAGGGCGGCAGCCCGAGAAGAAAAAGUUAGAGUGCCUCUCCUGUCUCGCGCCUUCAGUCACGCGCGUGGUCAUUUGCGUGUCUCGGGCGCUUUGCUCGACGGAGCAAGAAAAAAGAGAGACUGCUCGUAGUCUUAUCAGAAUGCGCCUGCUGCUUUCUGUUCUCAUUCGCGUAAAAGCCGCUGCAUGACGAUUUAAUCAACUAGAUAACUCUGUGCUCCCUCGUAAGGCACUCUAUUGGCCCUAUUUGGUCCCCAGGGAAAUUCUCCAGGCUUGUUAUGCGCCCUUGCAAAAGUUAAAAAUUAAAAAAAAGAGCAAGUUGAUGCCAGGCAGCGAAAUUAACUUUGUAGUCAGGGCCCGAGCAGCUGAUUUUAAAGUGCGGGGGCCGGUGACCACCUCGUUUGAAUUGGGGCGAGGCGGGGAGAGGCAAAUUUGGCUGUUCUCUCUUUGUGGCUGUUUAGAACUGUCAGAUUGCUGAACCUUUCUUGAUUCAUAUUAUGGAGCGGAGUCAUGUUUAUAAAUUUGAGGCGGCUGAAAAGUACCUUUUUCCUGCUGAGCCUGAUUGCACACGCAGCAUCCACCAGUAGAAGUUUGCAGAUCAUGAUAUUACACUGUAGGUUCCUGUAACCCCUUCAUUUUGUCUAGUAUAUCAUCGAAAUGCACCAGAGACCACAUCAUUCGUCGAUAUAAUUCGUUUUAAGAAACCAUAGUUCCGUGGAGUAGUCUUCAGAUUUAAUCGAGAACCUUAAUAAAAAAGACUCCAUAAUUCUGCAUUGUUGCAAACAGUUUGCUACAGCCUCUGUUUGCUACAGAUUUCGCCUGCUACUAGUUCCACCCAACAUAACAAACAAGGAAGUAGUGCUGACGCUUCGUAAGAAAAUCAGCUUAGCAACUUCGCAUAGAAUUCAGGAGAGCAGGACGGCUGCCGUAGACAGCUGUUUCGUUCUCGUGGUAGAACGCGUCAAUACAGUUUAGCAAGAGGCGAUUGCGCAAGAGAUCGUAUCUACUAAAAUAUAUAACCAACAAGCCAAAAUGCUUUUUUAUAUUGCAGCUGAUAAGAAUUUUCGUAUGCGAUCUUUUCCCCACUUCAUUGUUUUUUCUAAUUUAAUAUUCUACCACUUCAGAGUAUCUGGAGAGAGUUUCCAAAGUAUACCGUAUUUACAUUUGUUGAAGAAAUUAGGCGUUUCUUUUUUGUUUUUAUUAGAAGGUUUUUUAAAAGUGACUUCUCUUUUUGUUUCCUUGCUGCUUUGUCUAAGUUUAAACUGCAUGACGUAACUUACAUUUAAGGUUUGGUUGAAAUGAAAAGGUUGAUUCGUGGGCGAUAAGUUUCUUUGAAUCGAAACUCUUAUCAUGACGUCACUCUUGAUUUACCGAAUGGCACGAAAUUUUUGCGGGAGUCUAUUUUUGCGGAUUAGCGAUUUUUUGUGUUUUGUGGGAACUAAUUUUUGCGAUUAGGACAGAUUGGUUUUUCUCGCUGGGAAUUAAUUUUUGCGAUUUUCAGAAAGUACCCAGUAACCAGCAUUGAUAAUAUUUUCGUUUUUAUUGAGUACGUGCAAUAGAAGUACAUAUUUUCAAACAGUAAAGCAGUAUUUCGUUGUAUACCGUUUUGUUUCUGAAUGAAAGAGACAAGUUGUGAUUGAACAGACAUGAUUCUUAGUACUGUAUUUUUGUGUAGCGAAUUCAAGUUAGAGAAUAUUUACUCUGGAGUAAUUUUUUGCGGGAAAAAUGUUUGAGGUAAUUUCUAUUUGCCGGAACUUAUUUUUGCGGAUCGCUGGAAAAAUCGCAAGAAUCGCAAACUGAAAAUUAGAACCCGCAAAAAUUUCGUGCCACACGGUACUUUUGCUGUAUAUCUCAACUGUGUCAAGAGAUUCCAGCUCUUAUUUGUGUUUCCUCCAAUGUUAACAGCUUUAGGCCCGUUUUUUCUUUACAUAUAUACGAUGGUUGGUAAUUUUUUGUAGCUUUUGUGAAGCUCUCUGUGGAUGAAACAGGUGUGUUUUCCGGGUGACAUUAUUAAGCAAAUAGACUGUGUGCACAGAUAAGCCAAUUUUAUAUUAUGUGGAAAACGUGAGCCAUUUAGAGUACUGGCAGUCAAAAAUGAUGGAUUUUAGCUUCGAAGAAAAAUAAACAAAAUUUUUAUGAUGAGAACAUUUAACUCUGAGGGCAUAUCGUUUCCCUUCGCUUCAGUUCGUCCACACUAUAAGUUGACAUAGCGUGAAAACGAAAAAAGAAAUGAAAAAUACAUCAGCUACUACAGAUUCACACGUUGAGUCCCCUUUGCAAACAGAGGAAGCCCUUUCUCAGGCACAAGUCAUCGCUUGGAGUUGUACUCUUACUUGGGAAGCUGCUUUCAUUACUUUGGGAAACUUGCUCACAAUUGUUAUCUUUGCAUUUACCAAGAAGAUUCGCGUCAAGAAAAGUUUAUAUCUUGUUAUAAAUAUGGCGUUUGCUGAUCUAGCGUUGGGAAGUGUGUGUCUUCCUAUAUCUGUUUUUAUCAUUGUGACUCGACACCAGUUGACGAUAGAAAGAUCUGCGUUUUUUCUCAAAAUCAUUAUUGUAGUUUUUGCGCAAGUCUCAUAUAUUACCGCUGCUUUGAUAUCUGCUGAGAGAUUCUACGCCAUCUAUUGGCCGCUGAAGCACCGCACACUUUCUGCGCGAGCGUACAGGCUUGUUAUUUUGACGCCGUGGAUUUUGAGUAUCCUUGGUUCUAUUUUUACAGUUUUUCUCCUGCACUUCGUAAGCGUAGUGGAUUUAUUUUUUGGGCUAUGUUUAUACGGCUUGUCUUUUGUUCUAACUAUCUGUGGCCUGAACAUCGGUAUUUGGAGAAAAUUUCAACAAAAAACUGUUCCUCAUUUGCACAACAGAGCCUUACAAAACAAGCGCUUAACAAAGGCUUUGAUGUUUGUUUCUCUUAUGUCUUUGAUUUCUUGGCUGCCUCCAAUCGUUUGGAACUUUGCAGACUUUCUUAAAUACAAGAUGUCUGACAACAUCUUCCUUGUAACUUUUUUUAUGUAUUUUUCCAACUCCUUAAUCAAUCCUGUCGUAUACGCAUUACGAAUUCCCGAGUUUAAACAAGCCUUGAAUCAGUGUUGUUUCGCAAGGAAGAAAAUGAGGCGAAGCCAAGAAAAUUUAAAAGGAAACGAGAUGGCUGCCGAUUUGACGCUGGUGAUGCACCGAAGAACAUUGACUACAGAUCACAAUAAUUUACAGCUCACUUUUAAACAGGAAAUUGUAGAUAAUGACUUGUAAUCAACCUUGUAACUUUUCUGUCCGUAAAGGUUCGCCCUCCCUCGGUUUUCCAUGAGUUUUUAGGACAGACUAAGUUUAGAUCGAAAUAAAGAGCUCUGUCUUUGUUUGUCUGAAUCUUGAUUUAUAACUCAUCUUUGUAAAUCGGGGUAUUAGAAUUAUCAUCGAAGCUCUUAUAAACUACAGAGCUUGUUUUAUUGAAAGAGUGCUCAAUAAAAAGUAGCCAAUUCAGGUUACUGAAGCUUGAGAACCCCAUGGCGACAUUUUGCAUAGGAGCUGUCCCAAACGAUGCCCCGUGCAUUAAAAUAGGUUUGAUAACUUCGUUGUAAGUUUAUCUUUCUUGCCUUUGUAGCAAGGGAAUCACGUGCUUAAGGAGACCUAAUGUAGGUGUUUGAAUAUUUCUUUUAGCAAAGUUCGUCAAUAUGUGAGUCAUAAGCCAUAUUCCAGUCAAGAGUUACACCUAAAAGUUUUUGCGAAGGGUCUUAUUUACUGUAGGUACUGGGUCAGCGACUAAAUAUCCGAAAAGUGUGCAGUAGCUGUUAAUCUUGCAUCGUCUGCGAAAAUAUCAACAGUAGAUCUUGAUUGCCAAAGUGGAGAGCAGGAAGAGAACAGGUCCUAAAACAGAACCCUGUGGCACGCCUUGUUUUAUAGUUUGAGGGUCUUGUCUAAUUCUUCCUUGUAAUCUGCGUCAGUGAAAUACUGUAAUUGCCUUUGACGUAGAGGAGUAUGCCUCCAUAGCCUGUGUACAGUCACCUCCUCCCAUAGGGAAGAGGGACGUGUUCCUUAACAAUUUACGACAGUUUUUAAUGGUAUAGACGGGCCAACACCACUCUUGUACGCACGUACGCAAUUAUUCCCCGCCUCUUACUAGAAUGUCUCCCUUUGUUGGUACUCUUUUCUUUAUCACGGGUAUAUUAUACUUUGGAAGAUUCUUACUUUUUACUAGUAAGUAAAUGCUAGUUGUCUCCCCUCGCAAUACAUUGGUGAUCAUGAGGCCGGUCACUUUACUGUAUAUCGAUUUCCGCUUGGUUUCACUCUAAAUUAAGAGGCACCUUAGAUAUAUCUAAGCAACAAUCUUCAUUCUGCACUUGACUUUAAAUGAAAUAUACAAAGGUAAAAUAACCCUAUUUGUCUGUUAAAAGCAUUUGCAAAGCGCUCAAGUUUUUGUUUGUUUUCAGACGGCGGUACCUUUUUCCUUUCCUCUGGAAAAUUUUCCUACGCUGAACAAAUACUGGAAAAAAGAAAUCACUGACCUGUUAUCAUACAAAAGCAACAGCACUAUUGAUGCACGGAUACAGUCACUGAUACAGGACAGGUACUAAGUAUUGGGUAAUAAAACGGAUCAAUUUAGGUUUGUUGGAAACUGUCCUUCUACUCCUCCCCUAACUCAACGUUAGCAUUUGCGGCUUACUUGGGGCAAAAUGUUGGGUUAGGGGAGGGGUAGGUAAGCCGUUUCCCAGAAACCUAAAUCGUUCCAUCAGUGAGUACCGUGAACUGUUGAAUUGCCACUGACAUAAGGAAGUCAGUGUCUGUGCGAAGCGGCCAUGUUUGAGGAGUAAACAAUAAAAAAUAUUUGCUUAAAAAUGAAAAUUUUAUCCCAAAGGGAAAGCAUUUUAUUAUUUUACUCCUUCAACAUGGCCGCCGCGAACUUACCCUAUAACCACUUCUAAGACUGUUAUCACUAAGUUGGCAAGUACAGUGGAACCCCGUUAAUACGGUUACCAAUGGGCCAAAACAAACUGGCCGUAUUAACGGGUGACCAUAUUAAUGAGGGUUUUUUUUACAAGAAAAUGUAUGGCCGUUUUGCUGGGCGGAUAAAAAAAGUGGCCGUAUUACCGAGGUAGCCGUAAGGCGGGGUUUCACUGAAAGACCAAUGUUUCUUUUUUCUGGACUGAUAGGACUAUAACUAAUAAAAGACUGGGUCUCUAGCUUGACCUUAGGUGCAACGGUGCAAAAACUCUUUCCUUAAUAGUUAUAAGACAUGUCUUCUAUAAAAACGAGGUCAGAAAUACGUCAUCUUCAGUUGCCGAUGGAAAUCUUAGGCGGAUAUUAGCCCCUGAAAAAAGCAACGGGGGCGGGGGGUGGGGUGGGGGCUAUCCACUAGCGCCAAGAGCAAAACUUCGGCCCCAAAGAGUCAGGGAUAGAAACACUUCAGUAGGGACUGCAUUCUGCGAACAAGGGUAUCGAUUUUCAUUGCAUCGUUUUGGCUCUAGGAAGGAUCGGAGAUGAUUCUUAACAUGAGGUGUAACUGUGAUAAACCUUUUGCUUUUUUUGUAUAUUUAUAAUGCUGGAAUGUUAAAAUCCGCUUUUGUCUACUUUUAUCCUAUUAAAAGACUUGCGAGUCAAGAGAGUAGACAGGUGCGACUGGAAAAGCGCUGGUCACAGUAUCAAACUGAACUUCACAACAUUCAGAACACCAAGAUGAGAAGAAACCAUUCAACAUGGCUGACUGCUAAAACUGUGAGU
Messenger RNA from Porites lobata, 19475 nucleotides. The record is from the annotation of a GenBank genome assembly. Lineage: Eukaryota; Metazoa; Cnidaria; Anthozoa; Scleractinia; Poritidae.